Molecule: messenger RNA, 4943 nt
Organism: Daldinia vernicosa
Lineage: Eukaryota; Fungi; Ascomycota; Sordariomycetes; Xylariales; Hypoxylaceae
Product: lysophospholipase NTE1
Exons: 3
Coding region: 261-4844 (1527 amino acids)
Biological process (GO): phosphatidylcholine metabolic process
Cellular component (GO): endoplasmic reticulum
Molecular function (GO): phosphatidylcholine lysophospholipase A1 activity
Source: RefSeq, a predicted model, not a curated record
GCUUUCUUUCCUCUAAUAAUUCUGCUUUUUCUACUCUUACUUUUCAACCAUUUACUUAGCCCAAAUGUCUCUAAAGCCGCAAAUUCGCUGGAAUCCUUCUUCCAGCUCCAGCCACGCGGCAGACAGAGCUAAAUCCUCGUUCUUCGACGGUGCAAAAGGAUGAUGCACUCAUCAUGAUACUCUAGCCAUCGGGUAGAAGUAUUGAUUUUUUGUUUUUUUCAGAGGUCUCACAGGCCCUCGCAUAUAUACGCAUAGCAACUAUGGAUCCGUCCAGUGUUACCGCCGUUGAGACGGCUCUCUCGCAAGCCGUAGCGACUAUUGCGGAUAGCUCUUCAGCUGCUAUUGCUUCGGCUAUUACGAGAGUAAACGAUGUUGCGGAUGCCCAGGGCUCUUCUUCGUGGCUUGGGCUCAUCGCCAGACUCGUUCUUUACAUAUUCCACAUUCUCUCGACAAUUUUAUACUGGAGCCUUAAGUUGACAACGAUAUCUGUGCCGACGUUGCUGUUCACCUUGUUCUCUACGAGCUGGACAGUAACGAUGAAUGCCACGACCUUGGCGUUGAUAGUGUUACUCAUGUUCGCUGCGGUCACUUGGGUUGUGAGAUAUAGAUACUUGAACAUGUAUUCUCGUCUCCCUCCAGAACCCCAGCGUAAAGAACCCGAUCUGGAUAUUUUCCCGGAGAGCCACGAAGAAGGUGCUAAGCCUGGCUUAACCAACUAUCUCGACGAGUUUCUUAGCGCUAUCAAAAUCUUUGGUUAUCUCGAACGCCCUGUGUUUCAUGAAUUGACCAGGAGUAUGCAAACCAGGAAGCUGAUCGCUGGCGAGACGCUGAACCUAGAAGAGGAGAAAGGAUUUUGUAUUGUUGUAGACGGGCUGGUUGAGAUCUUUGUCAAGUCUUCUAACCUCAACCAGUCAUCCCCAUCUACUGGGCUCGAUGAGAGCCCGACGCAGUCUUUCUCGGACGAUGAGCAAUCCAUCCCUGGUCAGCAACGAUAUCAGCUACUGACCGAGGUGCGGAAUGGCAACCCUAUGUCAUCCCUCUUCUCGAUAAUGUCUUUAUUUACAGAAGAUGUAAAGCUCAAGUCGCCGUCUGAGGAUAAUUUGGAGCCUAGUAGUAGCAACAGUCGCUCUCGUCAUGAACGUUUAGUUAGCGGCAGUUUUACGCAUGAGAAUGAUAUGACGGGGUUUUUAACUAAAACCUCAGAUAUUGACCCAGUUCAUGGUGGUCUAAUCCCGGUUGAUGAGUCUCAAGUCACGUCGCCAUCUUCUCCUACUCGACCUAGGCUACCAAAUAUCCCCCCUAUUUCCUUAGAUGAACCGCAAGUGGGCCGCACUCGUCCUGCUAUGAAAAGGACAGCCACCUCUGUCCAUCCCGAUAUCAUUGGAAGGGCGACAGUCGACACGACUAUCGCGAUCAUACCUGCGAGUGCAUUCCGUCGGCUGAUUCGGGUUUAUCCUAAAGCAACUGCUCAUAUCGUUCACGUCAUCUUGUCUAGAUUCCAGCGCGUCACUCUCGCUACUGCAUACAAUUAUCUCGGGUUAACCAACGAAGUUCUUCACACAGAAAAGAAUAUGAUUCGCUACGCCACUUGCCAGCUACCAAACAUUCUUCGAGGCGAUGCUUUAGAACGUCUUAAGGAAAAGUUUAAGCAGGAGAGGGAAAGAGCCGGCGAAGAGGAAAGUGGUAAAGGAAUUGCUUUGCAUAAUGGAUCCACUACGAGCCGCCGACGUAGGUCUUCGACGGGCCUACGUAAGGAGGCAGCCAUGCAAGCAAUGAGUCGUGCUAGACCUCGGUCUGUGGUGGCAUCUACGAUUGCGCCGCCACAAGAACGCCUCUCGAUUCAUACUCCCAGCCCUGGAGACCUGCUAGCCAACGUCCAGUUAGCCCGCAGUGGGGGAGCAGGAUCAAGUGGUACCUUAGAGAUACCCAUAGCAGAAUCUUUCCAGACUCCAAAUACCUUUCAGAGUGCAGACGCAAGUCCCCUCGCCCGGCGUACUUUCAACCCAUUCGCUACCCAGAAACGAGCUCGUUUAUCGAUCGAUCCUCGUGAGUCUGUUGAUGAGGACAACUUAUUCAGAGUGUCUAUAUUGGAAUGUGUUUUCAAAGCCUUAGGCAUGAGCAGCAGCGGCUCCUCAUCUAGGGGGCCGGAAUCUACGGAAGGGUCCCCGAGGCUUGUCUCGUAUGAUCAAAGAAGGCAGAAAGCUGUGUUUAGCAGUAACGCGUUUGGGUUCAUGGAUCCUUUUGAUGGCUCGGCUGAUUGGGAUGCUGAAUCAAUGACUUCCGGCGGUAUUUCAUCGACUGGCACGCCGAACGCCCAGAUUCUUGCGGCUGAUAUGAAGCAUGAAGUGGAAAUUGUUUUCUUUGGACAGGGCUCUGUAUUAGUCGAGCAGGGGGAGCGAAGUCCGGGACUUUACUAUGUCAUUGACGGAUUCCUCGAUAUUUGUGUCCCCGCAGAAGACUCGGGAAGCAAUAUCCUGAGUUCAUCCAGUAGAACAUCAACGACGGCGAUGCAUAGGGCGGAAUCCGAAGAAGCCGCUCGACGCCCGUCAUCCUUCGCUCCAACCAAGAAGUCCGAUAACAAAAGCACAUCUGAUUUGAAACGGGGUGCGAAACCAGAACGCCGCCGAGUAGGACUCGUGAAACCCGGCGGUCUUGCGGGUUACAUUAGUACGAUUUCUUCAUUCAGAUCCUUCAUCGAUGUGGUUGCAAAAACGGAUGUAUACGUUGGCUUCAUCCCGCGAGCAACAUUGGAGAAGAUUGUAGAGAAAUAUCCAAUUAUGCUCCUAACCAUGGCAAAGAGGCUCACGCAUCUACUUCCGCGACUCAUAUUGCAUAUUGAUUUUGCCCUUGAAUGGGUCCAAGUCAAUGCCGGGCAAGUCUUAUUCCGUAAAGAUGAGGAAAGCGAGGCUAUUUAUAUUGUUCUCAACGGAAGGUUGCGAUUAGUAGAAGACCGAAAGGAUGGCGGGAUGAAUGUUCGCGCAGAAUUCGGCCAAGGUGACAGUGUUGGUGAACUGGAGGUCAUGACUGAAUCCACCCGUUCUGGAACUCUGCACGCUAUCCGUGCGACGGAACUUGUCAAAUUUCCUCGCACCUUGUUCAACAGCCUUGCCCAAGAGCAUCCUAAUAUCACAAUCAAAAUUUCGAAGAUCAUAGCCUCUCGGAUGCGGUUAUUGGUCGAUGAUCCAUCAAAUCUCCCGGACGGGACUUCUGGCACAUCCAUUAAUAAGAGUUCAUCGACGUUGAACAUAAGGACUGUUGCUAUCCUUCCAGUUAGGUCGGGUAUUCCAGUUGUUGAAUUUGGAAACCGCCUGAUGAAUGCCCUAGCACAAGUUGGCACACCGAACGGUGCCACCUCGCUGAACCAAGCCGCAAUUCUCAGCCAUCUUGGUAAACAUGCAUUCAAUAAAAUGGGAAAGCUGAAGCUAGCUCAUUAUCUUGCCGAUCUUGAAGAGAAGUACGGACUAGUUGUUUACGUUGCCGAUACGAGCGUGACAGCACCUUGGACCCAGACCUGUAUCACACAAGCAGACUGCAUUCUGCUCGUAGGUCUGGCCGAAGGAUCCCCCGAGAUUGGCGAAUAUGAACGAUUUAUGCUUGGCAUGAAGUCAACCGCCCGCAAAACAUUGGUUCUUCUCCACACUGAGCGCUAUUCGCCCCCUGGUCUGACAAGAGCCUGGUUAAGAAACCGCGUCUGGAUUAAUGGAGGGCAUCACCAUUUACAGAUGGCCUUCGAGUCAAACGCUGUUGCCACACAUCCGCCCUCUAGGAAGGCUGGACCAACUUUAAAAGAGCGAGUACAAAUUCUGCAGGCUGAGAUACAGAAGUACACAGUUCAAAAGAUACGACAAAGGCCUUACUACUCACCCGAUGCCCCUUAUAAAGGCGACUUCCAAAGACUCGCCAGAAGACUUUGUGGCAAGUCUAUUGGUCUUGUACUCGGAGGGGGUGGUGCCCGAGGUAUUGCUCACGUUGGUGUCAUCAAAGCAAUGGAAGAGGCCGGCAUUCCUAUUGAUAUCGUCGGUGGCACGUCGAUCGGCUCCUUUAUUGGGGCCCUCUACGCACGCCAUGCUGACGUAGUGCCCAUGUUUGGUCUAGCUAAAAAGUUUGCCGGGAGGAUGGCAAGCGUCUGGCGGUUUGCGUUCGAUCUGACGUAUCCGUCGGCGUCGUACACAACAGGGCAUGAGUUCAAUCGCGGCAUUUUCAAGACUUUUGGGAAGCACCAGAUCGAAGACUUCUGGUUAGAGUAUUACUGCAAUACCGUGAACAUCAGCAAGAGCAGGCAGGAAUUCCACACUAGUGGAUAUGCUUGGCGAUAUGUGCGAGCAUCUAUGUCGUUGGCUGGUCUACUCCCACCUUUAUGUGACGAGGGCAGUAUGUUAUUGGACGGUGGUUACAUAGACAACCUCACAGUGUCCCAUAUGAAGUCCCUUGGUGCCUCCGUUAUUUUUGCCAUCGACGUAGGCGCCAUAGAUGACGAUACGCCUCAAUGCUACGGAGAUUCGCUCUCGGGAUUCUGGGCAUUCUUCAACCGAUGGAAUCCCUUUUCGAGCAUUCCAAACCCCCCUACGCUGGCGGAGAUUCAAGCUCGAUUAGCCUACGUAUCGAGCGUAGACGCUCUGGAGCGCGCCAAGACGACACCGGGAUGUUUCUACAUGCGCCCGCCGAUCGAUGAAUAUGGGACUCUAGAAUUCGGGAGGUUUGACGAAAUCUAUGAUCUAGGGUAUAAAUUUGGCAGGCAAUAUCUUGACCGCCUAAAGGAGGACGGCGUGCUUCCAUUAGUGGAAGAAACUGAGGCAAAGAAGGCAUUGCGCAGGACAAUGGCGCCCCGACGUGCGAGCAUUUGAUGAUAGCGAUCUUUAGCAGCGUUGUUACAUAUAUACCCAGUCACCAUCUCACACUCGCAUACCAGAGUUAUGAAGUCAAUACGAACCUAUAAAGUCGAU